AUGUUUGCUUUUAAAGCUUUGUUAGAUGCGAAAGUGAACAGGAAUAGGCAAAGUUUGAAUUCGAAACUCAUGAAGAAAUUUAUAAUUGCAUCUCAACGAAUGGUAUCCAGGAAGAAGGAUUAUUUAAAUGAGAAUGUGGUUAAAGUUGAUUGCAUUGUUAAUUCUCGUGAUCAUCCUAUAGAAAUAGAAGAUGAUGAAGUAUCUGAAGGGAAAAAAUUUAUAUAUGAUGAAGUUAAGAAGGAGAAUGAUGAGAGUCCAAUUGAGAUUUAUUCCAGUAAUUCUAGGAAUAAGACAAUUGACAUUUCAUCUAGUGAUUCUUGGAAGAAGAAAAAGCCAAGGAAUAAUGUUAUUCAGUCUGAAUAUAGUUCGAUGAAAAAGAGAAAACAUGGUUUGUUUGGUCGAUUAAAUUCAAAAUCAUCUGAUUCAGAAGAUUAUGUAAGUGAUUCUGAUUAUGAAGUUCGGAGCAUUACAAAGAGCAGGAAGUUGGUUAACAGAAGUGAUAGAAAAGUUAGUAAAACAAUUGUCUCCGAACAUGAGUUUUCUAGUGAUUUUGAUUUUGAGGAUGGUUCCAGUAGUAGUGUGAAGAGGGUGGAUAAUAUAGCUGAUAAGAAAGUUAAAAAGAAAAUGGAGUUGCAUAGUGAUAAAAUAAAGUCAUUGUAUUCUCGUGUUUCUCUUCAUUCUAUAUAUGGUGUUGUGAAGUCUAUGAAUCAUAAGCAAAAAGAAUGUGUGAGGAAUUUGGGAUUUGGAUCAUUGAUAGACAUGAAGACUCAAAGUAUUCCAGCAAAAUUAUGUUAUUUUGUUGUUGAUUCGUUUGAUCCUUUAGAGAUGGUUAUUAAAACUGAGGUUUCUAAUAUUUUGGUUACAAGGGAAGAUGUUAAUAGGGUGUUAGGGCUACCUAUGGGGAUUGAUCAAUUAAAUAGUGUUGAUUUAAGAGGUAAUGAGGAAUGGUAUGAAAUAUGGAAAGAUCAAUUCAAGAAGCCGUUGUCUUUAAUUACUCCAAAUGAUGUUGUGUACAAGAUAAUAGAACGAUGUGAAGCAGAUAUGGUGUUUGUUGCAAACUUUAUUAUUCUUGUAUGUACAUGUUUUGGAUCAUGUAACAAACAAGGUGCAUGCAAUUUGAAGCUUCUACCGUAUUUGUCUGAAUCAUAUAAGUUAGAUAAGUUUGAUUGGUGUACGUAUGUAUUAAAUUGUGUAAAAGAAGAAAAGUUGAUUUGGGGUAGAAGUGAUAUUAAGACCUUCUUCAAUGGUCCAAGUGUCUUUCUAACGUUGCUAUAUGUUGAUAGGAUUCAAUGUAGGCAAAUGUUAAUGGUUAGAAGAUAUCCAGUAAUUAAUAAUUGGACUUUAGAGCAGUUGAAAGUGAGAGAAAUGAAUGAAAUUUCUAAUCGAGGUUUUGGAAUGCCAUCUGCUACAGUGGAAAGUGUUGAUGAAGUUUAUAGAGGAUCAAUUUUAGAGUUUCAUUCAGAAAUGAAGUGGUGUUUAGUAGAUAUGUCUAAGAAAGUGGAUAAAGCCUUUAAAACGCAUGGAAAUUUGAAAAUAGUAGAGUUUUAUGGAAUGAAGCUGAAAGAGUUAUGUUCUGCAUAUAAAUCUUUUCGUCAUAGUAAUUAUAAAUGCGAAUAUCCUUUUCAGUCAUCUGGAAAAAGUAGUAGUUGUGAUGAUAAGUCUAAUGAAUUUCUAGAUGUUGGGCAGUCUAUUAACAACAGCGUUGGUGGUAAUAAAUAUGGAUCGGCAAAUUCGUUUGGCAAAUCUGGAAAUAUGGAAACUAAGUUGCAUGUGGAUUGCGAGGGUGGUCAUAAGGAAAAGUGUGUAGGAGAGGGUAUUCCUUCUUUCAAUUUAGGAAUUGAUGAUGAUAUGCAUACUCCUUCAAAAGUGAGUCCAGGUGUUGUUGUUAAUAAAUAUGGAUCGGCAAAUUUGAUUGGGAAAUAUGGAUUUAUUGAAAAUAAGUUGCCUCUGGAUUGCGAGGAUGGUCAUAAGGAAAAGUGUGUAGUUGAGAGUAUUCCUUCUUUUAAUUUAGGAAUUGAGGAUGAUAUAUAUACUCCUCCAAAAGUUAAUCCAGGUAUUGAUAGUUAUGUGGACAAUAAUUCUGUUUCUGUUGGAAUAAGUUCUGAUUUAGUCAAAGGGAAUGAACCAAAGUCUUGCAAUGAAAGUGAAAAAGUUCAAAUUCUUAAGAAAGAUAUGAUUUCAUUGAGACCAAAGAGAAGUCAAAUGUUACCUCCAGUGCUUAGGUCUCCAUUUGUUGUACGAGCUGUUGAGAUUGAUAGUAAUUUGAUGAAGGAGGAGAAUAUCAAGUCUAAUUGGCUAUUCAGUUUAUGUGGGAAUCCAACGGAUGAUCUUUUUCAUAGCAUAAAUGGUCAGUGUGGGGAAAGAUACAUGUUUGAGAGCUUAUAUCCGGGAGAAUUUCUUUUUUCUGGGACUAUUGAUUGUUUUGUUGAAGUGUUGAACUAUGAUGAGAGAGCUAGGAAUUUGGACACUCCUUCAUGUUUCUUCUUCAAGACAGCAGUAUUGGAUCCUGCAUACAUGCAUAGUGAAGCAUGUAAACAUGAUGAUGUGUACGAGAAUUUUAAAGAAAAUGUUUUUCAUUGUUUGGGAGAGUCUAAGGAACGAAGAAAUUUAAAAGGAAUUGAUUUGGUGUUCUUUCCUGCAUGUGCAAACAGUCACUAUUUUGUGUUUGUUUUUGAUUUUAAAAACCGCAAAGCUGUCAUAUUGGACAACAUUUUGUAUAGAUCUUCUGAAAAACCAUACCCACAUCUAACUCAAAAUCUGAAAUAUAUGUUUGGUAGAUAUCUUCAAGACAUAAAACAUUUUAUGGCUUUUUCAGUUAUGUAUGAAAUGGAAUUUGUUGAUCAAUAUAUGACGUGGAAAACAAGAGGUAACAGUAAUGAUUGUGGGAUUUUUUUGAUGCGUCAUAUGGAAACUUAUAAAGGUGGUCCUUUAGCUCAUUGGAGAUGUGGGUUUAAAAUGGAAAGUGUUGAGCAGAUGAUGCAACUUAGAAAUCUUCGAAGAAGAUAUUCUAUGAAAAUUCUGUUGAGUGAAGUUAAUUUAAUGAAAAAUGAAGUUGAGCAACUUCUUGUUGAUUAUCAAAAGCUUUCUUCAAAUGACAGGCGUGUAAUGUAUCAUGAAGGCAUUAUCAAUAUAGCAGCUAGGUUAGCUGCUUUUGGUCCUUGA
Molecule: messenger RNA, 3162 nt
Organism: Lactuca saligna
Lineage: Eukaryota; Viridiplantae; Streptophyta; Magnoliopsida; Asterales; Asteraceae
Source: the annotation of a GenBank genome assembly